This is a messenger RNA of Plectropomus leopardus (leopard coralgrouper), 2065 nucleotides long. RefSeq names its product tripartite motif-containing protein 16-like. Gene Ontology annotation, molecular function: zinc ion binding; protein binding. NCBI's taxonomy places the organism in Eukaryota, Metazoa, Chordata, Actinopteri, Perciformes, Serranidae. The record is from RefSeq and is a predicted model, not a curated record.
ACUUGACUCAGUGUCUUUUCGGUGCGAAAUGGCGCAGCAAGGAAUUCAGAUGGAUGAGCGGAAAGUCUGCUGUUCGAUCUGUCAAGAUGUACUGAAGGAUCCGGUGACUAUUCCCUGUGGACACAACUACUGUAUGAACUGUAUUAAAAGCCACUGGGAUGAAGAGGAUCAAAGGCAAGUCCACAGCUGUCCUCAGUGCAGACAGACCUUCAUACCGAGGCCUGCUCUGGUGAAAAACACUGUUUUGGCAGAUUUAGUGGAGGAACUGAAGAAGACUGGACUCCAAACUGCUCCAGCUGAUGACCACUAUGCUGGACCUGGAGAUGUGUGGUGUGAUUUCUGCACUGGGAAAAAGCUGAAAGCUCUCAAGUCCUGUGUGCAGUGUCUGGUCUCGUACUGUGAGCAGCACCUCCAGCCUCACUAUGAAUCUGCUGCCUUUAAAAAACACAAGCUGGUCGACCCCUCCAAGAAGCUUCAGGAGAGCGUCUGCACUCGUCACAAUGAGGUGAUAAAGAUUUUCUGCCGCACUGAUCAGCAGUGUAUCUGUAUUCUCUGCUCCAUGGAUGAACAUAAAGGCCACGACACAGUUUCAGCUGCAGCAGAACGGAGUGAGAAGCAGAAAGAGCUCGAGCCGAGUCGACAAAAGAUCCAGCAGAGAAUCCAGAGCAGAGAGAAAGAUGUGGAGGUGCUUCAGCAGGAGGUGGAGGCGAUCAAUCGCUCUGCUGAUAAAGCUGUGGAGGACAGUGAGAAGAUCUUCACUGAUCUGAUCCGUCUCAUUGAGAAAAGAAGCUCUGAUGUGAAGCAGCAGAUCAGAUCUCAGCAGGAAACUGAAGCCAGUCGAGUCAAAGAUCUUCAGGAGAAGCUGCAGCAGGAGAUCACUGAUCUGAGGAGGAAAGACGCUGAGCUGGAGCAGCUCUCACAAACAGAGGACCACACCCAGUUUCUGCAGAACUACCCAGAGCUUUCAAAUCUCACUGUCCGUAAAGACUCAUCCAAGAUCAAUAUCCGUCCUGUACGAUACUUUGAGGAUUUGACAACAGCUGUGUUAAAGGCCAGAGAUAAACUGCACAACAUCCUUAUUGAUGUGUGGACCAAGAUCUUAGAGAUUGAAGUGGAUGUUUUACUCUUUCAACCUCAGCCUAAGACCAGAGCUGAAUUCUUACAGUAUUCACGUCAAAUCACACUGGAUCCAAACACAGCAGGAAAUUGGCUGUCAUUAUCUGAAGGGAACAGGCAAACAACAGUGAAAGAGACCCUCAGGGUUUUGUUAAACCCACCAUCACGAUUGUACCCUUUAGCUCAACCAGGUUCCCACACUGAUUUCGACAGACUUCAGGUCCUGAGCAGGGAGAGUCUGACUGGACGAUGUUACUGGGAGGUGGAGUGGAGAGGGCGUUCAGUUUCGGUUGCAGUCACAUACAGGUAUAUGAGAGGACCUGUAUAUGAAAGCGGAUUUGGCAACGAUGCCACGUCUUGGGCAAUGCAUUGUCUUAGUCAUCGCUAUAAAUUCAGACAUGAUAACAUCAGAACUCCCAUCUCAGGCCCUCAGUCCUCCAGAGUGGGAGUGUACCUGGAUCACAGUGCAGGUAUUCUGUCCUUCUACAGCGUCUCUGAGACCAUGACGCUCCUGCACAGAGUCCAGACCACAUUCACUCAGCCGCUCUAUGCUGGAGUUGGACUUUAUUGUGUUGAUGGCUCUGCUGAUCUGUGUGAGAUCAAGUAGAGAGGCGUCUUAAACAAGGCAAAGGGUGAGAAUUGAGGUUACGUUUCUAAAUGUACUCCCCAUCCUCAGCUCUCUGUGUGUCUCAGUGUCUGUGGGGGAACACUGAGUUUGUGCAGAUAUCUAUAUUAGCCUAUAUGGCUAUACAUUAAAUAUCAAAUGAAGACAAUGUAUAAUUUUACUUUCUUUUUCAUAAAAUCUCUUAAAUGAAAUCGUGUUUAAUCCUUAGGGCCUACUAUAAUAUUAAUCACACUUGUAUCGCUUUGUGCUCGAAUUACGCUUUUCAAAAUUAAGUUUUAAAAUAUAUUAUACAUUCAUAUUAUUCUGCACUUUCUUUUCUUAAUA